Messenger RNA from Cataglyphis hispanica, 2141 nucleotides. RefSeq lists its product as uncharacterized. The coding region runs from base 800 to 2083 and encodes 427 amino acids. The transcript has 5 exons. The record is from RefSeq and is a predicted model, not a curated record. Lineage: Eukaryota; Metazoa; Arthropoda; Insecta; Hymenoptera; Formicidae.
CCAAUUUGCUGUACAAAUGUCAAUUUUUUUCUAAAAUGAUAUUUACGCGCACUUAACAUUUAUAACAAGCCAUACAUGACGUUCUUUUAUAUAAUUGUUUCAACUAAAUCAUAAGUCAAAAAAUUUUUAAUUUUUUCAUAAGAAAAGUGGCCAAGUUUAUAUUCAUAAUAAAGAAUUAAAUUAUUAAAUAUUGCGUAAAUCAGUUGCUAGGCGAUUAAGUUUAUCAUCGCACAAAAUCCCAAGUCAUUUUAAAUAAUAUCCUCUAUUAUGUAUCCAUACUCUUCGUUGAGCCGGUUAGUAACAUCGUGAUUUGCUUGACACUGCGUUUUCUCCAGAUUUCAAAUAUCCCGAUAAUCUUUCGACCUUUGGCUUGUAGAAUUAUAAUUGAAUGAUUAAUGAACCCUUAUAUCAUUUUUUAUUUCAUCCGAAGCAUAUUAACUACGACUGAUAAAUAGAAAAAAAUACCAGAAAGAGAAUUUGAUUGAAAGCACGAACGUGUUGCAGAUUUCUUUUGUUUCGUGUGUAUAUUUUCGAUCUAUUCGAUACAUAAAGAUCGAUCCAGAUUUAUUUCAACAACUCGCGACUAUCGAAAUAUUAAAUUUUUAAAGACACUUAGCUACUGUAAUGAUAUUAUCGGCGAAAGCUGUAGACCUCUAUCUAAAACUGUCAUACCCGUUCUCCGGCGGGGAUUCACUAUUUCCAUUCUUUUGUAUCCCAAUUCAAAAGUUUCAAGUAAAAACAACUCGCGAAUUCUUAAUAAUUUAUCGUUGUAUUUUGAAACAUUUGCAGAUUCAUCAAAAUGUCAGCCACCACUAGUAAAACUCUUGAUUUGCCUUUGGCGAACGUCGCAACAGGAAUCGAGGAACGCCGAUGCAACUUGAUUUGUCGACACAGAGACCUUCGAGAUAAGAUUGCUACGAUAGAACGCUCUAUUCCGGCCUUGAUGGCGUUCAACCUGUGGAUGACCAAACCAAGAGACCAUGACCAAGAUACACCGUGCAAGAAAGUGCGCGAAAUCAUGAAUAAAUUGUCGCCGCAGCCGGAUCCUGCCGAUAAACUCCUCGCCGAAUUGAAGAGCACGGUCGACGAUCUUCAUCGAGAAACGGCACAGUUGCAUGAUAAGAUUAUAGAUGCAGAUGUAAAAUUGGAGGAAACCGGGAUGGAGUUAGAAUCUUUGGAAUUAGCUAACAAAGAAAUGGAGGAAAGACUAAUAGAAUUGCAAAAUGAAGUAGCGAAGCACAGUACACCCAGCCUACAUUCCAUUCACUCCGAUGAUCUGAUAUGUCUGAGAAAAAUUCGUCAGCUCGCCGAAGAGGAAUUGAAGCUGAAAAACUGCAUCAAGGAGCUGGAAAAUAAAGAAAUCACGUAUAGACGUCAAAUGAGCAAAUUACUGUCCUGCAAAAAAUUUCAGCGCGAUAACAGAAAGACGGAAAUAGAAAAAAAUAGUAAAAGAUUAUGUCCGCUGAAAGAUCGCAAACAUGAUGCAUAUGUGACAAAGAAAAAAUAUACUCUUAAAGAUAAGGGACGAAAGACUUGUUGCUCGUGUGCGACGUCAGUGACAUUAACCAAUUAUGAGGAAAUGUCGAAGGGAUCAUCCAAAGAGCGCAAAAAAAUGUGCCCGCCAGCUUCGUGCUGCAUCCCACUGGACAAUCGCACAAUCAAAUCUCGGGAUUACAAAGUAUGUUGCAAAUCUUGCCAACAAAUCUCUAUAUUUAAAUCCAAGUCUCCUUACGAAUCCUCAACAAAUCCUUCUUGCGAAUCUCUACAAAAUGUCAUCUCGAAAAUAGAUGUAGCACAAUCGCUCAAACGAUUAACACAAUCUUCUGUACCGUGUGUUCUUGGUAAGACGUGCAAGGAUUGCAAAACUUCUGCUACAUAUAAAGAAAUUAAUAUCUCUGAAUGUGAAGAACAAAGCGCACGCAAAUCAUCGACUAUACCCUGUGAUUGCAGCAUUACGCCGUUGGACAAAACUCGUGAAUUAACGAUUUCGGGAAUAUCAUAUUUGGGAUCAGAAGUUGAAGACAGUGAUAGUGAUGAGUUUUGCGAGUGUUGUUCUUGUGGUUGCGAAAAUUCAUCAAUAUGAUUAAUAUCUAAAUAUUUAUAUCAAACACUUAAUAAAAAAUGCUCAUUAUAUAAAAUCA